UCCCCUCACCGCCGCCACCAGCAGCACCAGCUGCAGCACCAGCAGCAGAAGAGAAGCGGCGCUCCUGCAGAGCUGCGUAAUCAGGCUGCUCCAGGGCUGAGAGAGGCGCAGCACUUUACUCCUUGAUAAGACUCCGUGGAAGCGGAGCGCAAACCCCCGUCCUGCCCCGCCACACUAUCUCUAUCUCCGCCUGCGAGCUGCUGGACUUCGGGACGCAUCACGGUUAAUGGAGAGACUUGGUGGCUGGGAAAAUACCAAUGGAUUUUUUUUUUUCAAUGACAUUUAUUGUUUUGAUCUGAUUUUGUAGUAACUUUAAAUACGUCUGGAAUACUUUUAAACUUUAUCAACUCGUUUGUUUUUUCGUGGAUAUUCUUGUUAUUUUGUCAAGUUUGGACCCUUUUUUUCUUUCUUUUUUGGUCUUUUAUCAGUGAAAUGUUUUGCUCUUGAGAACAACUUUUGAGCUUUUAGAUAUAGGGUGUAAUCCAGUACGUCAGAGCUGAAGAAGAACAAGUAGCCUAACUUUAUUAUUAUUAUUAUUAUUAUUAUUUGUAAUAAUAAUAAUAAUAAUAAUAAUAAUAAUAAUAAUAAUAAUAAUAAUAAGUGGAGGUUCAUCAUCAGCCAGAAAUGCUCUUCUGAGCCGGCCAGGAGUGCUCCCAUCUCAUCCGUGGACAUCCCCGCUGAAGGACGGCGGAGUGCCCGGUCGCUGGAGGCGAGCCGCCGGUCCGCGGGAGCGCGCUGCCGGGGAGAGGGGCUCCGGCGCGCCGCCAUCAAUGCCCGGUCCGCCGCGGAGGCUCGAGGCUGCGCGGCAACAUGGGCUCGUGGGUGCAGCUGCUGCCGGCGCUGCUGGCGCUGCUGGCGGCGCGGGUGCGGGUCGGCGGAGCCGCGGGGGACGCUCUGCCUGCAGCUCUGGUGGAGCUGGUUAGAAACAGCCCCAUCUCCUCGGUGGAGGAUCUCCAGCUGCUGCUGCUCACUGACUCCGUAGAUGAAGAGGACGGCACUUCUGCAGCUAAUGGAGGUCACAGACUUCCACGGAGCCUUGACGCCCAGCCAGCCCAGCAGGCUCUGUGUAAAGUCCGCACAGAAGUGGUGGAGGUCACCAGGGCGAUGCUGGACCGCAGCAACGCCAACUUCUUGCUGUGGCCUCCAUGUGUGGAGGUGCAGCGAUGCUCCGGCUGCUGCAACACCAAGAGCCUGCACUGCGUUCCCGUUGCCACGCACACCAGAUACUUGCAGGUCAUGAAGAUUGAAUACAUAAACAAGAGACCCACUUACGCCAAAGCCGUGGUGUCUGUUGUGGAUCACGUGGAGUGCAGAUGUCAGCUGGCUCCACGUCCCGUCCCCAGGAAAAAAUCCUCCCGCAGACACCACGGCCACCUGCAUCGAAACGGGACGCUCGGCCAAGAGCAGGUGAAGGUGCACUCCAAAGAUGAACUCCAUCAGCUGGAUGAGCUGAAACAGAACCAGAGGGCCCAUAUGGGGGAGCUGCUAGAGCAGCACUGGACGUCCAGAGGAGACGCCUUCUCCCGGGCCGGAGAAGGCUACAGUCACGUCGGGGAGGAGACGACCCGCACCGGAGAGGACGCCCUCUUCUCUCCUCACUGGACUCCUAACUCCACCAGGCUCUUCGAGACCGAGAAACGGGAGUAUGUGGAGAGGAAAGACGGGGACGUCUCAGAUGACAACCGGAUCGGCGGGGACGGGCUGCCGUUCAACAACACUGAAGGCAGAGCUAGUAAAGAAACCCAAGAUGCACGAACACACGGCCCACUGGAGGAAAAGUUCAGAAGUUCAAAGAGCCAUACAAGCGGACUCUCUCAGCAUGUUUCUGAACAUGCUCAAGUCCAGAUCAGUCCCACCGAGGACACUCUUCUGGAGAGAGUAGGGGGCAGGAUCCGACCUACCAAAGAGCCCAACCCAGACCCUCGCGGGCCGGCGAGACGGAGAGAAAACGAGACUCCGGACGUGGAGAGGAUUUUACAGCUCGAGCAGGAAAAACUGGAAGCAGAGAGAAAAGAGCUUCUACUUCUCCACAAGAGGUUAGACCAAGAGAAGGAAAUACUGCGACAGCAGCAGAUCAAACGAGAAGAGGAGAAAAGGCUGAAAGAUAAGGAGGCAGAUCAUCAACGCCACUCGCAUGGAAAACACCAUCAUCUGCAGACAACAACACAGAAACCAGACACGACGACGUCCACGACAACCACACAGCAGCCAGCCGCUCCAGCAGCGCCCAGAGUCCCAGCUCGCCCAACCCAGAUGAGGAGAAGGCUGAGGAAGAACCGCAAACGGAUCAGCAAGGCAGCUAUGAGGGCGAUGCUCAUGUAGAACUUCAACCAACCCAGGGACAUACAGUGAACAUGGUGUAUCUUGAGGAAGAUCCAGAGAUGAAGCCCCCCCUGUUUAAGUAUUUAUUCUUUUGUCAGUAACCCGCCCGACCCGUGUGAUCUCCUCGGUAACACUACUAAUGACCGUCUGCUGAACCUGUAACGAUUCCUGGAUGGAGUACUGAGAACAGAAUGGAUUAUAAAGAAAAGGACAGACCCUGGGUCUUCGACAGAUGAUGGUAUGAAGUAACAAGUGUCACCCAAAGACUAAGCAGCCCUGCGUGAGGACGGUGCCUGUGGGGGGGGUGAAAAGCAUCGCCGAUCGCUGCAGAACUGUGGAACGUUUGCCGCACGUCUCCGUGGACGCUUGCGUCGAUAUCAGCAGAGUGGAGCUGCACUUCCAUUUCGACAGAACCAAAUCUAUGUGGGGGCUUGAGAUUCGCUGAGAUCCCUGAUUUUGUCACGACCACUGUCAGAUUGAGAGAAAAAGUACAUCUGGUGGAAAAAUUAACUAAAUAUAUGGACAUAAAUGUUGGACUGUAAUUGGAUUAUUUCAGACAAUAAUCAAUAGACUAACGUCAGAAUUUCCACGUGUGAUAUCAUUCAUGAUCAUGGCCUCUCUUUAACCUUUUAUAUUUAAUUAUAUUUAAGUCACUGCAAACACUGGAAUAACAGACAUGAUUAGAAGAGAGAAGCAUCAUUUCUACAUCACUGAGAUUUCUCUGAUUUUCAGAAUCUAUGCACCGAUGUAACGAAACAAAGCGAGCUGUGCUUUGUUUUUUUGUUGUUUUUUUUUUUUUUUUUUAAUUUAUUUGUUUCUACUGUUACUGUGGAUUAACCUUCUAUUCGAAUACUGCAAGUGAGAUGUUGAUGAGAUACAGUAUGUACAACAGAUUUGGUCUGUCCCGGCGGCUGGGAGGUGCAAAGACUGAAGAAAAACAGGCUCCAAAACUUUUGUGACUUCCCAGCGCCGUGCAGCGUUUGGCUCUGUGGAAAAGGAGUGCGUGCAUGUGCAUUUGUUUUAUAUGCCUAAACGUAUGGUGUGUUGACGGGCCUGCCCUCACACCUGCUCCUCUGCCAUGGAAUAGCAAGUUGUUUCCUCUCUGAUAGAGAGAUCUCUCUCUUCCAUAGGUUUGGCUGAGACAAUCAAAUUCCUCGUACAUUCAUUUAAAAGGCAUUUCUGUAAAAAAAAACCCUGGUUCCCUUGGACUCCUUCUCAUUGGGAACAUUUAAAAAAAAUAAAAGGGUUGAAAGAAGUUACUGCUCAAACACAGCGACACGGAGGAACAGUGUUGAUGCUGUUUUGUGUCUAAUAAUCCAUAAUCAGCCAAACAUCUUAAGUUAUUGAAAAUCAAAGCUUAUACAUUUUUCAUGUCAACUUACAACUGUUACUUAUUGUUGUCUGUUUCAUUAUAAAAUUUGGUGAAAAGAAGAAUGUUUGUGAUAACGUUGCCACAUAAUGCUAUUUUCAUAUGGAUAUAAGAAGCUAA
Molecule: messenger RNA, 3811 nt
Organism: Cololabis saira (Pacific saury)
Lineage: Eukaryota; Metazoa; Chordata; Actinopteri; Beloniformes; Belonidae
Gene: pdgfbb
Product: platelet-derived growth factor beta polypeptide b
Exons: 8
Coding region: 811-2322 (503 amino acids)
Biological process (GO): positive regulation of cell migration; positive regulation of phosphatidylinositol 3-kinase/protein kinase B signal transduction; platelet-derived growth factor receptor signaling pathway
Cellular component (GO): membrane
Molecular function (GO): platelet-derived growth factor receptor binding; growth factor activity
Source: RefSeq, a predicted model, not a curated record